Molecule: messenger RNA, 1730 nt
Organism: Callorhinus ursinus (northern fur seal)
Lineage: Eukaryota; Metazoa; Chordata; Mammalia; Carnivora; Otariidae
Gene: TUSC2
Product: tumor suppressor 2, mitochondrial calcium regulator
Biological process (GO): regulation of mitochondrial membrane potential; inflammatory response
Cellular component (GO): mitochondrion
Source: RefSeq, a predicted model, not a curated record
AGGUUUCCGUGGAGACAGCGGAGCCUGCGGAAGGCGGCGGUGGCGGCGGCGGCGGCGGCGGCGGCACCGGCGGCGGCACCGGCGGCACCUGCGAGCGGAUGCCGAGGCAGGGCAUGGCGGCGCCGACGGCCCUGUGAGAGCAAAGCGGUCGCGGGGCUCGCCAUGCGCCGGCGGCCCUGACAUGGGCGCCAGCGGCUCCAAAGCUCGGGGCCUGUGGCCCUUCGCCUCGGCGGCGGGGGGCGGAGGCCCGGAGUCGGCAGUCGCUGAGCAAGCUUUGGUGCGGCCGCGAGGCCGAGUCGUGCCCCCCUUCGUAUUCACGCGCCGCGGCUCCAUGUUCUAUGAUGAGGAUGGGGAUCUGGCUCACGAGUUCUACGAGGAGACAAUCGUCACCAAGAACGGGCAGAAGCGGGCCAAGCUGAGGCGGGUGCAUAAGAAUCUGAUUCCUCAGGGCAUCGUGAAGCUGGAUCCUCCCCGCAUCCACGUGGAUUUUCCUGUGAUCCUCUAUGAGGUGUGAGCCUGGGGAGUGGCAGGCAUAAGCACUCCCUACCCCAGCAAGAAACCCCCAGGCUCAAGGUGUGGCUUCCAUUAAGGAAUCUAAGCUGGGGCCACAACCCUGAAUAAACUGCACUGGCCUGGAAACUUCAGCUGUGAGCAGGGCAGUCCUGCAAUGUUGGUUGGGUGUUGGUUUAUAUGUGGACGAGGUGGCUGGCGGCUGGCGAGGGCUAAUGGCAGUUACCAGCCCACUUUCCCCAGCAAUCCCUACAAGGAGCAUGGCAGGGCAUAUGCUGGUCAGGAAUGCCUGGUUCCUGCACCCUUGCCUAGCCUGCUUUCUUCCAAGCUUGCGUAGGGCCCAGCCCUGCUAGGGGCUACAGCACUUUACAAGCAAGGUCUGCCUUCUUCCAGCCCCUGGGCUGUGGGAGCUGUAUGCAAGUGGGAACUUCCUUUCCCUCAUUUCCUUUACCCCCUUGUUGGAGCAUUUCAGCCGUUUGCUACCUCGAUUCCUCCUGUGUUGGACAGAGGUGGGGGGCAGUGCAAGCCUGAUUCUUCCUGCCUACCUGCUCAUCUGUUCCCACUCCCAGAUGGAUGGACAGUUUUCUGGCUGUUAAUAGGAGAUGGGACUGGUGUGGGAGGAUUCUCCCUCCACCCAGGGCUGGACUGACCCCCCCACUGCAACUACUUGUUGCCCCACACACACACCCCCAGUUGAGAGGGCAUAAGAUGGGAUCAGGAAGAGCUAUGAUGCCUGUGCCUAUGGGGAGUUGCCCCAACCCACCUACUUUGUCUAAUCCUCCUUGCCUUUGUACCAGCUCCCCUGCCCCCCCGACCCCUGCCAUAGGGAGGAGACUAUCUGCCACCCUUUGGUGAGGGACAGCACCCCUAGGGCUGGUGCCAGUAGCUGUGAGGAUCCCACCACCCCUUUCCCUACUGUAUACCUAUCCCCCAGGAUCAGUCAAUGGAAGGUACUGGAGCCCCUGGGUAGAGACAGAAAGGAGAGAUCAACCAUAAAGGAAUACUUAAAAUGUGAAAGUCUGUAAAUAGUCUAGUCCAUGAUGUUGGGGCAGAGUCUGAUUUCUACAUCAAAAUGACUUUUUUUUUAAUUCCUUACUGUGCAAGCUCUGUGCUUUUAAGAGUAUGGGAAAUGGCUUGGGAAGGGUGGCCCCCAAUCUAAGAAGGCUAUUGUGUUAUUUGUUUAGUUUCAAUAAAAUUAUUUGUAGACCCUGCAUACAAGA